UUUAAUACCUGUCACACCCUGCCUCUGAAUAACUCUUAUAUUGUUUUUCCGGAUUACUGAAGGGAUAUAAUUAUUCUGAGUCAGAGCUAAAACCAACGGAGCACGAGAGAGAGACAGAGCAGUUAGAUUCAUACGAUAACUGAAGUAAUGGCGCAAAAUGUGUCCAAUAUGUCAAAUGAUUCGUACACUGUGUCGAAAAAUAUACACGAGGAAAGUGGUUUCCCGCCUCUUGUCCGCCACAUCUACGUUGGAUACUACGUUAUAGUAUUUCUCAUGGCGACGUUGGGGAACUUAUUUGCACUUUUGACAUGUUAUAAGAAUUAUAAAGUCACCACUACAACAAUCCUAUUGAGUUACAUAGCAAGUUUAGCCUUGGCAGAUUUGCUUUUCACUCUGCUUACCCCAGUAGACUUGGCCGCAUUCCUGGCUAGUUCUUGGAUUUCUGGACAGUUUGUUUGCCGUUUUCAGAGCUUUUUAAUCGAGACAAGCUACACGGCUUCAGUUCUAACGCUGGCCAUGAUAAGUCGCGAGAGACUCGUGGCUGUCACGACUCCACUUCUUGCCAGAUCGCAGAGAAUCAAGCAGAGAAAGUUAAUUCCAGUUGUGAUUUGGGUAAUUUCUAUAGCCUCGUGUUCUCCGCUGCUAUAUGCUUACAUCAUCGUCAAAGAUAAUGAUUCUGUCUUACAGUGUGUUAACAUUGGAUGGGGAGACCAAGGGAGGCAAAUCUACUACUCAAUCCAAGGGCUACUUCUCUUUCUUUUUCCAUUGAUGUACAUGAUUUACUCGCACUAUCGAAUCUUUCGUGUUUUAAAAAAGAGCGAAGCAAUGAGAAAGAGGAUGACGAUAAAACCCGGAAGCCAGAGCCUGCAGCAGCGCAAGAUCACCAAAAUGUUGGCCGUAGUAACUUGUAUUUUCGUAACCUGUUAUUUUCCAUUCAUGCUCGUCAGAACAUUAAAGUACUUCUACGUAUUCAACAAUGACAUGCUGUGGCGGCUAGUACAGUUGAUGAUAUUCACUCAAGCGGCGGUGAAUCCUGUAGUUUACUGUUUCUACAGCAAGCAGUUUAGGACUGUCUUCAAGGAUUUGAUGUGGUGUCGCUGGCACAAGAUUAACCACUUCCGGGAGGGGAAUCACACAUUUCGAACGAAGUCUUCGUCUUUGGAAGCCUGUGAACCAGUUAGGCUCGAAGCUCUACAUACAGGAAAGGAUUUAUCAACACUCAUAAGUAACCCAAGCCCUCGACCUAUCUCAAAACGUUCUUCAAAAUCAUCCGUAUGGCUGUAGACACGACUAGACGAUCCAUUCAAAGAAGAGAGAGAGAGAAAGAAAGAAAGAAAGAGAAAGAAAGAGAAAGACAUUCUUAUUUAUCAGAAAAAAAUAUUUUUAUUUAUGAAAGAAUAUUAAUUUU
Messenger RNA from Actinia tenebrosa (Australian red waratah sea anemone), 1408 nucleotides. RefSeq names its product QRFP-like peptide receptor. Gene Ontology annotation, molecular function: G protein-coupled receptor activity. Gene Ontology annotation, biological process: G protein-coupled receptor signaling pathway. Gene Ontology annotation, cellular component: plasma membrane. Lineage: Eukaryota; Metazoa; Cnidaria; Anthozoa; Actiniaria; Actiniidae. The record is from RefSeq and is a predicted model, not a curated record.